UGAUUAUGAUAAAAAAAAAUGGGCAAGAAUGUUUUGAUUGAAUAAAUUUGAUAAAAUUUGAAACCAUACAUGAAAAUUGACAAUUUGGCAUUUAAAUAAGAGAAUGAAGUAAUUUAUCUAUCAACUAUUGAUUGAAACGUUUGCAAGCCUGUCCAGUCCUGGCAUAAGAGAGACAUUUAGUUGAAGUGGUAAACCAAUCUGGGAAUAGAACGGUGCACGGUUUCAAACAUGUUUCAGGUAAUUCGCAUAUCUACGUAUAACCCGAUUUGAGUGUUACUUUGUGAUGAUGAAUAAGAAUAUCGCUUCCAUUUCGAUUGGGUUUUGAUUUAUUUCAUGACAUGAAUAAUACAUUCAGAAAGCAAUAUACUUGUUAUUCGGUUUCACUAUUUCCUGGAAAUGAAAGGGAAGAUGUUGAACGAGGAGGGAAAAUUAUUAUGCCCCCUUCUGCACUGGAAGCUUUGACACGAUUAAAUAUCACUUACCCUAUGCUGUUUAAAUUGAGCAAUAUUAAAAUGAACCGAACAACGCAUUGCGGAGUUUUGGAAUUUGUCGCCGAUGAAAAUAAAGUCUAUUUACCUUAUUGGAUGAUGAGAAACUUGAUUUUAGAAGAGGGCGAUAUCAUCGACAUAGAGAGUGUUUCCUUAGCCGUAGCUACGUUUUCUAAAUUCCAACCUUUGUCAUCAGAUUUCUUAGACAUUACAAAUCCUAAAGCAGUGCUUGAAAAUAGUUUACGUAAUUUUGCAUGUUUAUCGAAAGGAGAUAUUAUCGCAAUUAAAUACAACGGACACGUUUACGAAUUGUGUGUUCUUGAAACAAAACCAAAUGAUGCAGUCAACAUUAUAGAGUGUGAUAUGAAUGUUGAAUUCGCUGCUCCAUUGGAUUAUAAAGAUCCUGAAAAAUCAGAUAAGAAUGAAGAAGAAAUGGUGGAUGUAUCGAAGUUUCUACCAAUUCCUAAAGGUUUUGUAGCAUUUAGUGGUGAAUCAUCGAGACUCGAUGGUAAAAAGAAAAAGAAAGAAUUUGAAGAAGAUAAUGCUAUGUCAAAGCAAGUGUAUCAGAGAGGAAUUCCGGAUUACAAUUACGAAAUCGGAACUUUGCAGUUUUUCCGUCAUUCAAAACCUGUGGAGCAGAAAGAUGUUCCAGAGGUUGAAGAUUUUUUACCAUUUUCGGGCAAAGGAACUGUAUUGAACGACCAUAGUAAGAAAGGGAAAUGAAUUAUUACUGUGAUCAGUUCAAUUGUACAUUUUUUUUCCUAAAUUUAUUACACUUAUUUCGAACAUUCUUUCAUUCUAUUGUGACAGUUUUAUACGUUUAUACGAGUAAUUUUGGAUGCGAUUUUUUAAAUCAUCUGUACUGUAUAUUAUAUUCUCUUCACAUCAUCUUGAAAGUUAUCAACGUAGCAUGUAUUCUUGAUUUGCUUAUCGAUAAAUUAUUCGUGUUGGGUCCGCAAUACUUGAACUGAAAUAGUGGCAACUGUAAAUAAAUGUAUGAUUUCAGCGAAUCGUAAA
Messenger RNA from Planococcus citri (citrus mealybug), 1505 nucleotides. RefSeq names its product ubiquitin fusion-degradation 1-like (gene Ufd1-like). The record is from RefSeq and is a predicted model, not a curated record. The coding region runs from base 339 to 1211 and encodes 290 amino acids. NCBI's taxonomy places the organism in Eukaryota, Metazoa, Arthropoda, Insecta, Hemiptera, Pseudococcidae. Gene Ontology annotation, molecular function: polyubiquitin modification-dependent protein binding. Gene Ontology annotation, cellular component: VCP-NPL4-UFD1 AAA ATPase complex. The transcript has 7 exons.